Molecule: messenger RNA, 1572 nt
Organism: Alternaria arborescens
Lineage: Eukaryota; Fungi; Ascomycota; Dothideomycetes; Pleosporales; Pleosporaceae
Exons: 1
Coding region: 1-1572 (523 amino acids)
Source: RefSeq, a predicted model, not a curated record
AUGAAUGGCUAUAGUCAGCGAGACGCCCAACACGCAGCUAGUAAGAUCGAGAGUAACCGAAAACGAGAACUCACAGUGGAUGAUGCGGAAACCGUCAGUGGAAGAGAAGCAGGGGAAGAAAAACAAAAUAAACGCGCCAAAUUCGACAAUGAUAUUCAGCAAGAGCUACCAGCUAUCGAACAUGACAACAAAGAAAGUAAAUCUUCAACCGAUAAAAAAUUGUUGUGUCCGAGCAAAGGAGUAGAGAUGGACAAGGGUCCAGAAACUACAAAUGAUCCCAAAGACACAAGCAAGGACGGUCACGCAAGUCUGAGGUCUCCCUUAAUUAGAAUAGAGGAUAAAGAUACUGGAAGCCAGGCAAGUGUCGAGCAGCUCUACGCUAAUGGAACUUCGGAAAUGUUCCUGUUGAAAAAGGUUGGCUCUAAGCCGCCAAUAAUGAUGAUGAAAGUUUCGUAUGUGCUAGCUCAGAUGAUUGAAAAACAGGUGUCAGCUGGGCGGGCAUAUCGGCGCGCAAAAGACGCACCAUUGCGGGAAAUGGAUGAGGCACUGAGGCAAAACAAGAUCUUUGGAGAAUAUCUUCUUGAACGCAUGCGAGGUAUGGUGAAGCUCAAGGGAGACCGAAAACCGACCCCUGAGGAGAACAAGGUCGUCCAGCGCAUGCAGCAGGAGGCGAACCAGCUAGAUAAAGCAAAAAGGACGUUCAAAGAGGAGAAAGCAAGGUUGGAACAAGUUGCCGAACUUGCUCGUCAAGCCUGGGAAGAUGCUACGUUAUCAGUGGAGGAUAUCCUCCAGGAUGUUUUUGUGCAAUGCGGACUGAUAGGCGAGCUCUUGUCUGGAAAGGACCAGCAUGAUAGCAGAGGCGCCCUUGAAGGACGACUAGAGAACAUCCGGGCCUACAUCCAAUUAGAGGAGAAGAAAGCACGUCGGGAGCUGCGUGAAGCUCAAAGACGGCACGAGCAGCAUCGCGACACCUUCCGACGAGGACUCGCGGCAUAUGUUGCUGGUGUUGUCGAUCGACCAGAUGCAUCAAAGCAUCUUUUGGAGGAAGAGUUCAGCCGUGAUCAUGUUCGGACUUGUUAUGGGCUUGCCGGACUAGUGAAACGCGCAGAAGCAACACAUGAGGCUCAGUUGGCAGCAGCAGCAGAGGCGCAUGUCUCCAUCGUCGGUUCAGAUGAUAACAUGAGUCUAAACAUGCCAUACGACCUUAAGGAGUAUGCAACAGUCAAGAUAAAGAGUCUUGAUCACAAUGCCGUAGAGGCUUGGAAAAAAGGCAUCGAUGCUAAUGCUAAGCCCAACUUGAAGCCUGCAGGAUAUGUGCUGCACAUGGCAGAAAAAUGGCAGCGGGCGCUGGACGCCGAUGACGAUGUUUCGAGCUCGGCGGACGAGUCGGUGUGGGAUGAUGGAAUUGAGAAUUGUCGAGUUCCAUCAACAGUAUACGAGUCUAUAGCACAGCCGGUGUCGCGAAAGUCGGAGAAAGCGGAGCAGUGGCCCAGCGUCAGCGAACGCGCGGUAGGGGAUAGACGGCGGCGGAUCGAGACUCGGAUGCAAGAGAUAAGACCCGUCGAACCGUGA